AUGAAAGUUUUUUUAGACGUGGCGGCGGACCAAACGCCGCUGGGUCGAAUCACCGUCGUCCUCAGAGACGACGUCUGUCCGAAGACGUGCGAGAAUUUCCGACGGCUGUGCGUCGAUCAUCAUCUUCGAGGAGGAGGUGAAACGACGACGAAUAACAACAAUAACUACAACGCAGACUUCAAAGGUGGGUUUAAGAACUCCACGUUUCACCGAAUAAUACCGAAUUUCAUGUGCCAAGGCGGCGAUUUUACCAACAACGACGGAACCGGUGGGAAAUCGAUUUACGGGAAGACGUUUCCGGACGAAAACUUCAUCUUGAAGCAUUCCGGACCGGGCGUCGUCUCCAUGGCGAACUCGGGGCCGAACACGAACGGGAGCCAAUUUUUUCUCUGCACUUCGAAAACGCAAUGGUUGGACGGGAAACACGUGGUUUUUGGACAAGUGACGAAGUCUGGGAUGGAAGUGGUGAGGAAGAUGGAAACGUUCGGCUCGAAAUCGGGAAAGACGUCGAAAGUCAUACGCGUGAUGGAAUGCGGCGAAAUCGACGAACAGUUGGAGAAGGACGAAGAUAUGGGAGACGACGACGCGGUGAAGACGAAGAAGCGGGUGGAUUUAGCCGAGGCGAAGAAGAUGGAAGAUCAGUUUCGGGAGGAGAGGGAGAACGACGAGAGAGCCAAGGCGGCGCGAAGGAUGAUGAGCGAGAUGAAGAACGAAGAGAAUACGAAUCGGGAGAACCACGACGACGGUUUUGAUCAACUCGAAGUGACGUUGAGCGCGGCGCCGGAUUUAGAUAAAAUGACCGCGAAGCAAAGGAAAUUGUACGAGUUACGGCAACGGAUGAACCUCGGGAGGACGUUGAAUCACAGCGCGGUUUUAGACGAGAAGAAACGAGAGGAUAAUCCAGACGAGUACGCCGAGCAAGCGAGACGGAAACAAAUAGAACAAGUGAAGCAUAGACGCGAAGAGGAAGCGAAAUUAAAAGGCGUGGACCCGGGGAAGUAUCUGUUGACGCAGACCGCGGAACAAGUCGAACGGAUAAAGAAGAAGCCGAAAUUUGAGGACAAAAAUCCGCACAAUCGAUUCGCUCAAGAAAAACAAGCCAUUCGGUACGAACGAAACGUGAACGACAUUAAAGUAUCCGAGGAAGAGUACGAAAAAAAGAAACUUCAAUCGGCUGAGUUUUAUCGAGACGCGGAUUCGUUGUUAUACGGUACCGAUAAGGCGAGCAAAGAAGGCAUCGAAAAGUUGCAAAAGUUUAUGAAGGAAAGAGACGAGAAGAGAAGGAAACGGGUCGUGGCGGAGAAGAUUAAAGAUUCCAAAGGGGAUGGGAUUAACGAUGGGAACUCCAAGUUUAACGCGAAAUUGGAUCGACACUACGGGAAGUACACGAAGGAGAUUAAAGCGAAUCUUGAAAGAGGGACGGCAUUGCCGGACCAUUAA
Bathycoccus prasinos is the source of this 1440-nucleotide messenger RNA. RefSeq lists its product with no specific name. Gene Ontology annotation, biological process: protein peptidyl-prolyl isomerization; protein folding. Gene Ontology annotation, molecular function: peptidyl-prolyl cis-trans isomerase activity. Lineage: Eukaryota; Viridiplantae; Chlorophyta; Mamiellophyceae; Mamiellales; Bathycoccaceae. The coding region runs from base 1 to 1440 and encodes 479 amino acids. The transcript has a single exon. The record is from RefSeq and is a predicted model, not a curated record.